Phytophthora nicotianae INRA-310 is the source of this 374-nucleotide messenger RNA. RefSeq lists its product as hypothetical. Gene Ontology annotation, molecular function: protein tyrosine phosphatase activity. Gene Ontology annotation, biological process: protein dephosphorylation. The record is from RefSeq and is a predicted model, not a curated record. The annotation marks the transcript as partial. NCBI's taxonomy places the organism in Eukaryota, Oomycota, Peronosporomycetes, Peronosporales, Peronosporaceae. Gene Ontology annotation, cellular component: nucleus. The transcript is spliced from 2 exons.
AUGAUCGCGCCGACGAACAAGCCGACCAUGGUCAAGUGGGAGCACCUGUCCUUCGUGAUCAUGGACGCCCCCAACGACAGCAAUCUGCACAUUUACCUCAAAGAGCUCAAGAAGCACAACGUCACGGACCUCGUGCGCGCCUGCGAGGUCACGUACAGUAGCGAGUCAGUGGAAGCCGCCGGUAUCCACGUGCACGAACUCGAGUUUCCCGACGGCGAGUCUCCCGACCCGGAGAUUCUGGAUCAGUGGCUUGAUCUGGUCGAAACGUGCUUUAAGGACAACGCUAUUGACUCCAAGAACAACAAGUCGAUUGCGGUGCAUUGCGUCGCAGGACUCGGACGAGCCCCCGUGCUAGUAGCCAUCGCGUUGAUCGA